AAGCUGAACAUGGCGGAGGCGGGAAAAGAGCCUGCAGGCCUCGCGUUCCCGGGAGGAGGUGCCACCCAAUGGCCUCUGCAGCGGUAUGGACGCUUCAUGCCCUCAGGCACCGGAGAGCCUCCUGGUCCUGGUCAGGGUGCGGGGACAGCCUCUUCCCUCACAUGGAAGGUUUUUGACUCCAGUGAAGAAUCUGGGUAUCUUGUUCUCACCAUCGUUAUAUCAGGUCAUUUCUUCAUUUCCCAAGGACCCACACUGCUGGAAGGGUUUUCACUCAUUGGUAGCAAGAACUGGUUGAAGAUUGUGAGACGCAUGGAUUGUCUUUUGUUUGGAACAACGAUAAAGAACAAGAGCCGCAUGUUCCGGGUGCAGUUUAGUGGAGGGUCCAAGGAGCAGGCGCUGGAAAGCUGCUGCAGCUGCGUGCAGAAGCUGGCCCAGUAUGUGACCGUCCAGGAGCCUGACAGAGUCAGCCAGGAACUCAGGCCGAGUGCUGGCCUGCUGGGGGCAGGUGAAAGCCAAGGGAAGGAUUGUGCACAGCGCAUCCCACCGCAGCACCGGUCACACCAGAAGCCAGAGAAGCAGCAGCAGGAUGGACCGGCCGGCACAGGGACUUCAGGAGGAAGGACCUCAGUGAGUUGGUUGGCUCAGUCUCUCCUGGUGUCAGAGGAGCUGUCCCCAGUCUAUGAACAAUCUGCGUGGGACACGGAAGACUUACGCCCCUUUCUGCGCUUGUGCCUCAUGGAUCAGAAUUUCCCCGCAUUUGUGGAAGAGGUGGAAAAGGAACUUAAAAAGCUGACGGGGUUGAGAAAUUAACACUCCACGUACAUAUAGAACUAAGGAACUUGAAAAAGUUCACUGAAAAAGUGCUUCCUCCUAAGAUUAGAUACAAGAAUAAAGAGUAUUAUUCCAAGCA
Molecule: messenger RNA, 910 nt
Organism: Neofelis nebulosa (Clouded leopard)
Lineage: Eukaryota; Metazoa; Chordata; Mammalia; Carnivora; Felidae
Gene: REC114
Product: REC114 meiotic recombination protein
Exons: 6
Coding region: 10-810 (266 amino acids)
Source: RefSeq, a predicted model, not a curated record